Molecule: messenger RNA, 2334 nt
Organism: Paramacrobiotus metropolitanus
Lineage: Eukaryota; Metazoa; Tardigrada; Eutardigrada; Parachela; Macrobiotidae
Product: adipokinetic hormone/corazonin-related peptide receptor variant I-like
Exons: 11
Coding region: 745-2091 (448 amino acids)
Biological process (GO): G protein-coupled receptor signaling pathway
Cellular component (GO): membrane
Molecular function (GO): peptide binding; vasopressin receptor activity
Source: RefSeq, a predicted model, not a curated record
AAGGCAAUCGGGCGCGCUGCGUAAGCGGAGAUUAAAGUGACUUUUACCGAAACUCUGCGGCAAUUACGCCUUUUGCCUGCAAAAAAUAAUUUACACACGUUGGAGUAAGGCAUCAUUAACUGGAUAGUUACCCCGCGCUUCCUAGUAAUUAGCUCUCAACGAUGGCUUCAUGUUAACGCUAGCCGGCUUGCUGAUUUUUGAUCUGACAUACUUUACGCACUCAUUAUCAAUGUUAUUAAAUUAAGCCAAAUCUGCUGACGGUUUGGAUUAUCCAUAAAAGGUAUAUUGUUUCAGCUGUUUGCUUCGGGAACGCUUACCGCAUUUAUCAUCUGAUAAAAUGCUAUUCUGGAAACCAUAUUUCAUGAAUUAACUGCAUAAUUAAAUAUUUUGGCGCGCUGGCUUGCUAACAUUCUUAAAAUAUCCUGCCGGUCGGAGGAGGCAGAGGGCGCCGGGAUUAUUCUUGAAAACGACUGAAGUGGAGUAUGGCCUAAAUUAUUAUGAACAUCAUCGCUGUCACAAUGUUUGCGGAUUUAAACGCAGAUUCUCAGAUGUAAUUAUUGGGGAUAAUUGUCGGAUGUAUAAAAUUAUUCUUCGCAAACUUAACGAUGCUGACCACGCAUACACUGAUCGUUUGCACCUUACACCCACCGGAUGUUCGCCAACUCUGCAAAAUUACUGGAAUUUGAGCACUGUCUAUUUUAUUAAUCUCGAGCAGUGUGAACAGCGGCAAGAAACAAAUUCAGGAUGGCGCUGACAAGCGGUGCGGAGACGGGUGCUGCUAGAUCGGAUCAAGUGGAAUCAGUAUCUCAGGUUUCCGGAUCCGUUUGGAUUGAGCAGCAUAACACGACUGAUGAUUACCCCAACGCCGCAUCUCCUCUACCACCGGAAAUGCAGUACACCCCGGUGAAUACCAUCGUUAUUAUCGUCUACAGUAAUCUGCUGUGGAUAUCUCUACUGGGCAAUGGCAUUGUGUUUAGCACUCUGGUGCGCAGGAAAAAGAAGAGCCGGGUCCAUAUCUUGCUAAUUAACCUGUGUACAGCCGACAUGAUUACUACGCUGAUUGAGAUGCCCUUAAAGAUUGCAUGGAAAAGCACGGUGCAAUGGAUGGGAGGGGAUACCAUGUGCCGAAUCUUAUCCUGCCUGAGAGUAUUUGGCUUGUACCUAAGUGCGCUUCUAAUUAUUGCUAUCAGCCUUGACCGUUUCCUGGCCAUUGCCAAUCCUCUAUCAUCCGUUCGCCGCGCCGGUGAGCGAACCCGUAUCAUGAUCUUCCUGGCUUGGAUACUAAGUAUAGCUUGCGCAGCACCCCAGGCUGUAAUUUGGCAUGUUCUUUCCCAUCCAAACCACACUUGGUACCAACAGUGCGUAACAUUCGGGUCAUUUUCGUCGGAGUAUGCAAGAAAAGCUUACGGUUUGGGUAUAAUGAUGCUGACCUAUGGUCUGCCGUUGUUGACCACCUUGAUAUGCUACCUGGGCAUUUGGGCAAAUAUUAUCAACAAUCCCGUCCAAAACGGAACCCUGCCACCAUCCACGGACGGAAGAUCCAGUGCCACGCCAUCGUUCAGGUUAAACAAUACAGAAAAGCUGACCAAAGCAAAAAAGCGGACCUUAAAAAUGACCUUUUUAAUCGUUGGAAUCUUCGUCGUGUGUUGGACGCCUUAUCAAAUAAUACACCUGUGGUUUUUUUUCGACCAGUCAACAGCAGCACAUGUAGAUCAACUGAUUCAAGAGAUCCUCUUUAUUUUUGGGGUGUCCAGUUGUGUCAUGAAUCCUUACGUUUACGGGUUGUACUCUAUGGGAAUCUGGCGAAACGUAGAGUUCUUGACGAAUAUUCCCUGUCUCAAAGAGAAAUUUCCCCCUAAACACGGCAUUUAUGCUGGUGAUCACGCUGGUUCCCGGUCCAUUAUCGGUGAUGAUGAUACCUUCGGGGAACGCAGCCUUACUUUGAAGCGUUCCGCCAAUUCACGACCCCAUCUGCAGCAGAUGGGAUACCAAAAGUCCAGUCCGCCUUCUCCGGAACGAAGAAGUUUGCAUUGCUCAUACUCGCCGCCGGUUGACCGGAUAUUCGAUAAGGACAAAAUUCUCUACCUGUGAUAGCAUUUGUUACGAUAGCGUUUAAUAUGCAUGUAUGAUGUAUCUGCAUGCUCUGCAGAUAUAUCAGACGUCUACGUCUACUCUAGAAGUAGCGGAUCUGUCUAUAAAUUUAUACUACUUACUGUACAGUAGUGGUUUGAGUUUAUCCGGCGCUCGAUAAAGUUAUUUUGUUAGUUGUAUGGAAGCAGAUUUUUUAUAUAAGGCAUGCCCACCUAAAUUUCUGUUGCCGGAUGGAAUUUAUGC